Solanum lycopersicum (tomato) is the source of this 3036-nucleotide messenger RNA. Its product is annotated as FT-interacting protein 3-like. The record is from RefSeq and is a predicted model, not a curated record. Lineage: Eukaryota; Viridiplantae; Streptophyta; Magnoliopsida; Solanales; Solanaceae.
CCUACCCCUACCCCACCCCAUUGGAAUCAGACAAAGAACACAGAGCUCUCUUAUACCCUCUUCACUGUUUUCUUCUUUUUUUCUUGUGUUGUGUACUUUGUUACCUUUUUCACUUUUGAUUUUGGCUCACUACACCAUUUCUUCUACACUUUGGUUCAAGAAAGAGCAAAACCCCAAACCCCUUUUGCUUUUUUUCCUCCUUAAGACUCCAUUCUUGAUAACCUUGUCAGUAAAAAUCCAAUCUUUCCUCUUCAGAUUCUAUGAAACCUCAAGUAACAUAAUUUGGGAGUUCUCUUUGUCGGUAACUGGUUGUCUGUGCUGAGGUCUUCCUUCUGUUGAUCACUGGGUCACAUUCUGGUGGAGAACUAGAGGGGUUUUGUGGUGAUUGUGCUUUUGACAAAGGUUUUGUGUCAAGUGUUGUUGCGUCAACCUCGAAAAUGCAGAGGCCCCAUCAAGAAGAUUUCUCACUCAAGGAGACCAAACCCCACCUUGGUGGAGGGAAGAUCACUGGUGAUAAGCUCACUAGCACAUAUGACCUUGUUGAGCAAAUGCAGUAUCUUUAUGUCCGGGUUGUGAAAGCUAAGGAUUUACCUGCAAAGGAUGUAACAGGUAGUCUUGAUCCUUAUGUUGAGGUUAAGCUCGGGAAUUAUAAGGGUACGACUCGUCAUUUUGAGAAGAAGUCGAAUCCUGAGUGGAGUCAGGUGUUUGCUUUCUCAAAAGAUAGGAUUCAGGCUUCUGUACUUGAAGUAAUUGUGAAAGAUAAGGAUUUUGUUAAGGAUGACUUUGUGGGUCGUGUCCUGUUUGAUUUGAAUGAUAUCCCAAAAAGGGUUCCCCCAGACAGUCCUCUCGCUCCACAGUGGUAUAGGUUGGAGGAGAGGAAUGGUACCAAAGUCAAAGGGGAGUUGAUGUUGGCUGUUUGGAUGGGAAAUCAAGCUGAUGAAGCCUUUCCUGAAGCUUGGCAUUCAGAUGCUGCAGCUGUUAGUGGGGCUGAUGGCCUUGCAAAUAUAAGGUCUAAGGUGUACCUCUCGCCAAAAUUGUGGUACCUAAGAGUUAACGUGAUCGAGGCUCAAGACUUGAUUCCAAAUGACAAAAGCAGGUUUCCAGAAGUUUACGUCAAGGCCAUGCUUGGAAAUCAAGCAUUGAGGACCAGAGUUUCCAUGAGCAAGACUAUCAAUCCCUUGUGGAAUGAGGAUCUGAUGUUUGUAGCAGCGGAACCGUUUGAGGAGCCAUUGAUUUUGAGUGUGGAAGAUAGAGUUGCAAACAAGGAUGAAGUCCUUGGGAGGUGUGCAAUUCCUUUGCAGUACGUGGAUAGGAGGUUGGACCAUAGACCUGUGAACACGAGAUGGUUUAAUCUUGAGAAGCAUGUUAUUGUUGAGGGUGAAAAGAAGGAAAUCAAGUUUGCUAGCCGGAUUCAUAUGAGAGUAUGUUUGGAAGGAGGCUACCAUGUGCUGGAUGAGUCAACCCAUUACAGUAGUGAUCUUAGGCCAACUGCAAAACAGCUGUGGAAAUCUAGCAUCGGUGUUCUUGAAGUAGGUGUUCUGAGCGCUCAGGGCCUGUCACCAAUGAAAACGAAGGAUGGGCGGGCAACGACAGAUGCCUAUUGUGUAGCAAAGUAUGGGCAGAAGUGGGUGCGGACAAGGACAAUUAUAGAUAGCUUUGCUCCCAGAUGGAAUGAGCAAUACACGUGGGAAGUAUUUGAUCCUUGCACUGUUAUAACUAUUGGUGUAUUUGAUAAUUGCCAUCUGCAAGGAGGAGAUAAAUCUGGAGGGGCAAGGGACUCAAGGAUUGGAAAGGUCAGGAUCCGUCUUUCGACUCUUGAAACUGAUCGUGUCUACACGCAUUCAUACCCAUUGCUGGUCUUGCAUCCUACUGGGGUGAAGAAGAUGGGUGAAAUUCAUUUGGCUGUGAGAUUUACUUGCUCGUCGUUGGUGAAUAUGAUGCAUAUGUACUCGCAGCCAUUGUUACCGAAAAUGCACUAUCUUCAUCCGUUAACUGUUACGCAGCUGGACAACUUGAGGCACCAAGCCACUCAGAUUGUGUCCUUGAGGCUGAGUCGUGCUGAGCCACCUUUGAGGAAAGAGAUAGUAGAGUAUAUGUUGGAUGUUACUUCUCAUAUGUGGAGCAUGAGGAGAAGCAAGGCUAACUUUUUCAGGAUUAUGGGUGUUUUAGGUGUGGUAAUUUCAGUCGGAAAAUGGUUUGAUCAAAUAUGCAAUUGGAAAAAUCCCAUUACGACUGUUCUGAUCCAUAUCCUGUUCUUGAUACUGGUUCUUUAUCCAGAGCUUAUUCUACCUACCAUUUUCCUCUAUCUGUUCCUGAUUGGAAUUUGGUACUACAGAUGGAGGCCAAGGCAUCCUCCUCACAUGGAUACUCGCCUUUCUUGUGCUGAUACUGCUCAUCCCGAUGAGCUGGAUGAGGAAUUUGAUACUUUCCCUACUUCACGUUCUCCUGAUAUUAUCAGGAUGAGGUAUGACCGCAUAAGAAGUAUUGCAGGGAGGAUUCAGACCGUGGUUGGCGACUUGGCUACUCAAGGAGAGAGGCUGCAGUCUUUGCUGAGCUGGAGGGACCCUAGAGCAACAGCAUUGUUCGUAAUUUUCUGCUUGGUUGCUGCUGUUGUUCUCUAUGUCACUCCAUUCCAAGCCGUGGGGCUCUUGACCGGAUUUUAUGUAUUAAGACAUCCAAGGUUCCGCUACAAGCUUCCAUCUGUGCCGCUUAACUUCUUCAGAAGGUUGCCUGCUAGAACAGACUGCAUGCUAUAACCCAUGCCCUUAAACAACUAUCCUACCUUCUGUUUUUUUGCAUUGAAUCGUCGAAAAUGAUGCUGAAAUUGUGGGGCUCUCCUACUAUUUUGCAUAAGAUCCUGGUGAAACUGUUAGUUUAGUGAGUUUGCUUUCUAUUUGCUCUAUGUUUUUCAAAAAAAAAAUUGGCUGCUGAUGCAAAUCUAUGUAUGUAAUCAUGUAGCUUGCAAGUUAUUUUGUUUUGAACAAGCCCCCAAUACUCAAUUCAAAAGUUUCAAUUUGGGAUGUGUUCUUUUGUUGA